This is a messenger RNA of Xylaria bambusicola, 660 nucleotides long. RefSeq names its product DUF218 domain-containing protein. Lineage: Eukaryota; Fungi; Ascomycota; Sordariomycetes; Xylariales; Xylariaceae. The record is from RefSeq and is a predicted model, not a curated record. The transcript is spliced from 2 exons. The coding region runs from base 1 to 660 and encodes 219 amino acids. Gene Ontology annotation, cellular component: plasma membrane.
AUGAACAUUGCUCACAUCCACGUGCAGCAGGAUGCUGAAACACUAUACGAGUAUCAUCAGCUGCACACGGAUAUCAAUGAGAGGGCCGAUGCCAUCUUCUGUCUAUGCAGCCUUGACACACGUGUCGCCGAGCGAGCCGCCCAGCUCUUUCUCUCUGGUUUCGGAGAUCACCUCAUCUUCUCUGGGGGCUCCGGCAAGCUUACCCAUAACCGCUUCGACAAGCCCGAAGCCGAAGUCUUUGCAGAUAUCGCUCGCCGCAUGGGUGUGCCCGAAACGAAGUUGAUAAUCGAGCCGCGCUCGACAAAUACAGGCGAGAACGUUCGGUUCACGUAUGCUUUACUUCAAGAAAAGCAGCUGUCUAUAAGCUCCUUUAUUCUCGUCCAAAAGCCUUACAUGGAACGCAGGACAUUUGCGACCUUUAAAAGGCAGUGGCCCGAUUCCAGCACACAGAUCCUCGUUACAUCGCCACAACUUACCUGGAAGGAAUAUCCGAACGAGGACAACCCGGUAGAUCUGGUCGUCAAUAUCGCAGUUGGUGACCUGAUCCGAAUUCGAGAGUACCCGGCCAAGGGCUUCCAAAUUCCCCAGGAAAUCCCAGACCGAGUCUGGGCAGCAGCAGAACGACUCAUUCAGAGAGGAUAUAAUAGCCAUCUACCAUAG